AUGUCGGAAGGCCAAAAUAGCCUUCCUGUCGGUGAUCAAGAAGUGCGAGCAGAGUCGCCCUCAGACGGUCCAUCCCCUCCCAGAGAGCCGCCAUUUCGACCACCGAGCCCGCGAGCGAAUUUCGGAGACAGUCAACACCCGCCGUUGGAACAUGACGAACCAAUUAUUACCAAUGCUAUACGCACGAGGAUAUUAAAGGCAUUAGCCACCAUCAAGCGCAGACGGGGCUCUCCAUUUAGUUUUGUCACCUCAGGCGAUAGUCCCUCCUUUAGUAACAAAGGGGAGUCCAACGCUGAGACGCCGGAUGGCGCCUCAUCACCAGGAUUCUCAGGGCGGUCACAGGAAGCAUCAUUCUCUUUGAAGCUAUCGUGUAUACUUCGGCCCUUGAGGAAUGACGCCCACUCUGGAAACAAUGAUGACGACUGGAGACCCAUGGGCUGCGUGAAGAUGCCCAGCUAUCUCUCUUCGAUGACCAUGGGGCAAACAAUCACAGACCCAAUAGAUGGUGGAAUACUCAGUCUACGGGCAUCUCACGCUCUUUUCGAAUUUUUCAUGGUCCAGAUGAAUGCCAAAUGGGAAUAUAUCCUGGACCCGCACACAGACACUCACAACAACAUGCGAAAGCGAAGCACAUUAUUGUUCGCCGCAAUCCUGUUUUGCUCAUCCAAAUUUGCCAAAUUUACUCGUGACGCAGUAAUAUCAUCUUCGGAUCCAUUCCUACAAAGUCGACUCUGUAUCCUGGCACGAAACCUAGUUAUAAAAACCCUCGCGGAGGGAGACAGGUCAAUAGAGACAAUGCAGGCGCUGUACUUGCUCGUUUGCUGGAAAGAUGCUGAUGAUGAGAUCUCUUAUCUUCAUAGUGGAUAUGCGUUUCGUAUCCUCCAUGACUUGGAUCUUGGGCAUGGUGUUUCUGAUGGACGUGAGAUGGCGCAACGAAAGCGAACAUGGCUCGCAUUGUUUCGGCAGGAUCGACAGCAAAGUCUAUUUUUUAUGCGGAGGGGCUCUCUUGGCCAGGGAGACGAUAAUAUGCAUUUACUUGGAAACCUUGAUAAUUGGUUGGAAAGUCCAUACUCGUUGGCGUUGGACUUUGCUGGUUGCUGCAGCGCAGGUAUACGCUGCAUACAGUCCAAGCUACGACAUAUGGUCCAGAAGGCUUCGGUGUCGAUGCUGCCGUGUCUGCUUGAUCUCAUGGACACGGAACUGGAAUCAUGGCGAGUGAAAUGGAACGGUCUUCUCGAGGGGGAAGGAAGAGCAAGAGCAGAACAUGACUCGUUCGUUCUGCCUGGAGCGUUAUAUGCGGAUAGGGAGCACCUGGCCACUCUUGUCGGAGUAUGGGAGAACAGUGUUAGACUCAAUCUGUCUUCUGCCAUUUUUCGUCAAGCCCUAAUAGGAUCUGUAUCAUCCUCGCUACAUCCCAUCGAUCAAGGUGUCCAGGCACCUGUAGAUAUCGACCUGUCAACCAUGAAAGAAGUUCUCUCGCCUGGUCUACCGGGACUGACGAGCAGCGUGGAGAGUGCAUUCGAAACAUUGCGUUAUUUGAUGAGAUUUCCAAUCAGUGACAUCCGGAGGGCUCCUGAUGCGAUUCUUUUGCUCGCUCCAAACGCGGCGCUGUUUCUAUGCUUACUCCUCUGCCUACCGGGGAGUGGCAUUCUCGGCCCAGGCUUUCAGAAAACUGCAGUUAGCUUGAUUCGAGAUAUUGCACAGCAUAUGCGGCUAUCUGUUCAAACGCCGCAAGAUAUCGUCGCUCUACUUGCAACAUAUUUGGAAUCCAUCGUUGAUCUUUUGGGCCCAUCGGGAUCGGAGGAAAAUAGCUCCAUGUCUCAGUCAGCCUUUGAUAUGAAUUCGCUAUCUGGAGAGAGAGACAGUAUAGACUUUGACUUUUCAACGUUACAGGCAACCCAGAUUCCGACCGAUGGUCUUAUAGCACACGGCUUUGGUGCCGAUCAAAACGACUCCAUGGUGGGUAUUACGCAAGAGUCAAGUCAAAACCUCCAUGUUCAAAGUCUGGCUAAUCUGCUAGAUGGUUAUUUCUUUUGGGAUAUACCAACUGUUUCGUCUGCUCCAAACAUUAGCUAG
Molecule: messenger RNA, 2076 nt
Organism: Penicillium cosmopolitanum
Lineage: Eukaryota; Fungi; Ascomycota; Eurotiomycetes; Eurotiales; Aspergillaceae
Product: fungal specific transcription factor domain-containing protein
Exons: 2
Coding region: 1-2076 (691 amino acids)
Biological process (GO): regulation of DNA-templated transcription
Cellular component (GO): nucleus
Molecular function (GO): DNA-binding transcription factor activity, RNA polymerase II-specific; transcription cis-regulatory region binding
Source: RefSeq, a predicted model, not a curated record